GGCUCCACGUGUGAUCAACCAACCUCUCCUCAUGGCUCAGUCAUCACUCAUCCCACUCGGCGAGAAAAGUACCAAAACGGCCAAGUAAUCCUCUUUGGCUGUAAACAGGGUUUUUAUCUGGAUGGAAUGCCAAUUAUAACAUGCAAUGGGAACAAAUGGACACAGACACAAUUCCGAUGUCUUGGUAUGAUGUAAAUUAUCUUUAGAAUAAAAAAAAAUGUUCUAUAACUUUAGAUCGGCAUUGUUUAGUGGUUCCGCAUUUCAAAACAGCAUUCGCUGAUUCGUGCAAAAAUGUUGCAUGUCAAACUUUUCAAUUCCAAGCCUCUAGAAAUAUCAUAGAUAAUCACUACAGAGACAAAGAGAGUUCUAAAAUGAAGAUGAAAGAGGUUCGGUUCCCAUUUUUUGUCACUUGUCACCACCUGUGUAAUAGUGAAAAGAUAUAAUGCUUUAUGCUCAACACAAGAUAGCUUUUCAUUGUCAAUUUAUGACAAAAACUGAAGACAGUUUAAUCAUUUUUUAAUUUUCUCCACCUAAAAAUGUUAUUGCUUCAUCUAGGGUUUUGUCCGGAGGUGGGUAACAUUUUAAAUGGUAAAGUAUCUCAUGUGACCCCACAAGUUGGCAAGGCUGCCAUAGAAUUUCGCUGUGCUAAUAACAGUUUCCAGCUGAUCGGUAAGACAAGGUUGGAGUGCAUAGAUGGACAAUGGAAUGGAAAGUUACCCUAUUGUCAAAGUAAGUCAUUGAACGAUCGUGAAACUUAUAUCAAGUUAUCGAGACGAUCGUAAAAGUUAUACUAAGUUAUCGAGACGAUCGUAAAACUAAUAAACUUGCAUUUUAAUGCAAGUUAAUUAGCUGUCAAAGUUUUGAUGCAAUUUUAAAAAUUUGUAUCAAAACUUUGACAACUACUUGACAUAAAACUGAUUUAAACUGCUUGCAACGCAGCGUUUUAGCCCUUUUUUAUCUUUUACCACGAAUAUGUUAAGAGAUCAAUUGAAUAUGAUAUUUUUCUCCUACAGAGUUGCCGUCGUGUGUUCGUCUGCAAAGUCCAGCUAACGGUACACUACAUGGCAAUGACAACAGCCAUGGUGCAGAAGCAAACUUCACUUGUUUUACAGGCUUUGAUCUAUUUGGGGCUUCAGCAUUAACAUGCAACAAGGGCGUUUGGAGUUCACAAGUUCCAACUUGUAAAGGUGAGCCGUCUUAUUUUCCCUGACCAAUUGACCUCUUUAUAAAGGGCCUAUUCCAAAUCUCCAGCACUAAACUUUCUUUUUUUUAUCCUUCUGAUGCGCCAUUUGCAUCUGAGGGCCGAACAGCUUUGAUUUUCAUUUCCUAAAGCAUUGUUCUAUGUUUAUUUCUCAGCUAACUGCACGAAGAUUAUGAAUCUCCCAAAUGGUCACGUGUUUGGCACACGCUUCUCCCAUGGACAAGUGGUUUCUUUUAACUGCAAAUAUGGCUAUGAGUUGGUUGGAGAUCGCAGUCUUCGUUGCAUUAAUGGAAGGUGGAACUCUUCUGUCCCGCAAUGUAAAGGUUAGUAAUUCCACGACAUCCCAGGGAAGAUUUUUACGAAUAUAUCAUAGCUAAUAGAUUGUGCGUAGCAUAUUCUUUUAAUAUGUGUGGGUUUUUCAAAAAAUUGCAGGAACUCCACCUUCUUUUUUUUUUGGUUCUAUUUCCUCUUUUAUAUUUGUUGUCAUUAUGUGUAUUGCGAAGACUGAGAAAUACGUCGGAAUCAGUACAGGAGAAUACUUUCCAUUCAGUUAGGUCACUUCGAGUUCUUUCUUUCUCCAUGUGUUCGCAGAGUUCCUUUAUUCGCGUUAUCUGGUCUUUUAUGUUUUGCCCAAUUGUCACGCUAACUAACACGCUCCGCUCGAUUAAGCGCCCUCUUUCCAAUAAGCGCCCCUCACCGAGGGCAAGAUCUGAAAUUAGCGUCUGUGAGCUUAUUUAAGAAGUGCGGAACACAUAUAGAGUUGCAUAACUUAAAGUGAAUCUUUCAUCCAUAAAUUUUUACCAUGAGAAAAUGGCUACAGGAAGAAUCUUAACCAUUUUCUUUUAAAACAGAUAAUUAGGAUCAAAGCAUGAGUUUUAGUUGCCACAAUUACAUUGGUUCUGUCUAUGCGUAUUUUAUCACACCAUUCUAAAUGAUUGUAAUAUCAAACAAAAAUAACCCCGAAAUAGGCUCUAAUAUAUCUUUUAUAUCAAUGAAGCAAUAUAACCCAUGGCUAACGUACAUGAAAGGGGGCAAAUAAAAUACCUGGCUAGAUUACUCAGUCACAAAUGUAGGUUCUAGGUUUUAACUUAAUAGUUGUUUAUGAACAUUGCUCUUUGUUUUUUUCCAGUUAUGCCAUGUGUAAAACCCUCCAUUCCAAGUAAUUCACGUAUCAUAUAUCCAAGGACGGAUCAAGUGAGAUACACACACGGUACAACUCUUUAUCUGGCCUGUCAUGAAGGUCAUCUUUUGACGGGAUCGCCGAUUAUGGAGUGUAACUAUACCACGUGGCUGAAAAGAGAAUUCAAGUGCAUC
Pocillopora meandrina is the source of this 2515-nucleotide messenger RNA. The record is from the annotation of a GenBank genome assembly. Lineage: Eukaryota; Metazoa; Cnidaria; Anthozoa; Scleractinia; Pocilloporidae.